UUGCAUUCAUUCAGGCCUGGCCAACCUCCUGUAACCAUCUCUCAGAUAGUAAGAUCGACGUGGAAGCGCGAUGGUAUUAGAGGCUUCUAUCGUGGCCUUUCAGCCUCAUAUGUAGGCAGCUUAGAGACAGCACUCAAUUACAUGGUCUAUGAGAACAUCAAAGCCCGACUUCUCUGGCGCUGGCGCUACGAAGAACAGCAUCAGGCUCAGUACCAGCAGCGACAGCAAUAUCUACAAUCGGGUGAAGACCAGCCUCCGACUAGAGUUUCGCCUGGUUCCUCAUUAACUCAAACCCCAGACAGUACUUAUGAAAAACUUUCUUCUGUUAGUUCAUCUGAUCCUGUGUCUCUUGAUGAUAUGCUAGUGACUAGUGCUUCCGAACAGGAGGCAUCCUGUUCUGUGUCAGCAUCUGCUUCCUCAGGACUGAUGGGCUCGGCUGGUGGCAGCAAAUUGACGGCUUCCAGCGACAUGCUGCUUUGUAUGUGUGCCAGUGCCUGCUCCAAGAUGAUUGCCAUCACGGCAGCAUACCCACAUGGUAAUUAA
Molecule: messenger RNA, 543 nt
Organism: Protopolystoma xenopodis
Lineage: Eukaryota; Metazoa; Platyhelminthes; Monogenea; Polystomatidea; Polystomatidae
Source: the annotation of a GenBank genome assembly